AUGUCGUCUCCAUUUCGAAUUGUUGAGCAUGUGGUGCCUACCCAGCAUAUCCGCGAGUACCCCGGUGCCAUUGCGGACGACCAAGAUCAACCCUUGGGCCUUGCCGUGAAACAAUAUAUUCCGCUAGACAAUCCCAAUCCUCAGCCAGGCGACGUGACAAUCCUUGCAGCCCACGCCAAUGGCUUCCCCAAGGAACUAUAUGAGCCUCUUUGGGAGGAGAUCCAUGCCCGCGCAAAGGAGACUGGAUUCCGCAUUCGCAGCAUCUGGAUGGCCGAUGUGGCGCAUCAAGGCGAGAGCGGCGUCGUCAACGAGGACCGUCUAGGAAAUGACCCAAGCUGGUUUGAUCACCCCCGCGACCUUCUCCACCUGGUCAACGUGAAGGCGGCUGAAAUGCCUCGGCCCAUCGUCGGAAUCGGCCACAGCUUCGGUGGCGCACACCUCACACAACUAAGCUUAAUGCACCCUCGUCUGCUACACACUCUAGUACUCCUGGACCCAGUAGUCCAGCCGCAUUCCACCCAACUUGACGGCUUCAGCCGCCAAGAGAACAAGCGCGUCAUCGCAAAGACAACCCAACUAUCAACCUACCGCAAAGAAAUCUGGCCCUCCCGCAAAGCAGCCGCAGAGGGUUUCCAGCGCAGUCCAUUCUACCAAGCGUGGGAUCCACGCGUCUUAGACCGCUGGGUCAAAUACGGACUCCGCGAACUUCCCACCGCCAUUCACCCCCUAGACAACAAGACCACUUUCGAUAAAGCUAACCCGCCCGUUACUCUGCGCACAACGCUUCACCAGGAGGUCUUCACUUUCUCGAGACCCAAUUACAACCAUAUUCCUGGUAGUGAUGUGCCCGUGAAUCGCGUCACGCACCCGGAUCUCGACGCUAACCAUCCAGACUCGCAUCCCUUCUAUAGACCCGAGCCUGCGCGUAUCUUCGCGCAGCUUCCGUUCCUGAGGCCUAGUGUCCUUUAUAUCUUUGCUGGGAAGUCAGAUAUGUGUUUGCCCAAGAUGCGGGCGGAUAAGCUUGCUAAUACGGGUACUGGGCUUGGGGGCAGUGGGGGUGUUGCGGCGGGACGGGUACGAGAGGUUUUCCUCGAGGAAUUUGGGCAUUUACUUGCUCAGGAGGCUGUUAAUGAGUGUGCUGACGCGGCCGUUUGUUGGCUUGGACCUGAGUUGAGGCGGUGGCAGGAUGAGGAGGAGAGUUUCCGGACGGCGUGGGAGAAGAAGAGUAAGCUUCAGAAGAAGACCAUUGAUGAGGCGUGGUUGAAACAUGUUCCUGCGCCGCAGAGGAGAUCUAAGGAGCCUUCAAAGCUGUAG
Molecule: messenger RNA, 1314 nt
Organism: Penicillium longicatenatum
Lineage: Eukaryota; Fungi; Ascomycota; Eurotiomycetes; Eurotiales; Aspergillaceae
Product: putative toxin biosynthesis protein
Exons: 4
Coding region: 1-1314 (437 amino acids)
Source: RefSeq, a predicted model, not a curated record